Recurvomyces mirabilis is the source of this 1257-nucleotide messenger RNA. RefSeq lists its product as uncharacterized. Gene Ontology annotation, molecular function: glucan exo-1,3-beta-glucosidase activity. The record is from RefSeq and is a predicted model, not a curated record. Gene Ontology annotation, biological process: glucan catabolic process. Bases 1 to 1257 code for a protein of 418 amino acids. The transcript has 3 exons. Gene Ontology annotation, cellular component: extracellular region; cell surface. Lineage: Eukaryota; Fungi; Ascomycota; Dothideomycetes; Mycosphaerellales; Teratosphaeriaceae.
AUGGUCUUUUCCAAUCUAGCAAGCACUGCGGUGGCAGCAGUAGCCUUAUUAUCGACUCUGGGCGAUGCGGCACCAACUGGUUUAAUGUCGAAGCUCAAGCGACAGGACAGCCUCAAGUUUGGUUUUGGGCAAGAUAAGGUCCGAGGUGUAAAUCUUGGUGGAUGGUUCGUCCUUGAGCCUUGGAUUACACCAAGCAUAUUCGAGGCGACACCAGAUAAUGUGGUGGAUGAGUACACCUUCUGCCAGACACUAGGCAGUGUCGAGGCCGAGAAGCGCCUCCAAUCCCACUGGAGCUCCUGGAUCACCGCAGACGACUUUUCAGAAAUCGCCAAAGUCGGCCUGAAUUUCGUACGAAUCCCGAUCGGUUAUUGGUCCGUGACUCCCAACGAGGGCGACCCAUACGUCCAAGGCGCAUACGAUUAUCUCGGCCAGGCCCUCGACUGGGCAAACAACAAUGGCAUCAAGGUCAUGAUCGAUCUUCAUGGUGCUCCCCUCUCGCAAAACGGUUUCGACAACAGCGGCCAGAAGGGUGGUGUCAAGUGGACUCAAGGCGAUUCCAUCCAGCAGACCCAUAACGCAUUGAACAAGAUCCGAGACGAUCAUGCAGGCCAUCCAGCAGUCGCCGCUAUUGAGUUGGUUAACGAGCCCAUGGGUCCUAGUCUCGACAUGGAUACCGUCCGCCAGUUCUACAUGGACGGAUGGGGAGCGCUCGAUGGUUCCAACGUUGCCGUAACCUUCCAUGAUGCCUUCGAAGGUGUCAAUGCCUGGAACGACUGGGGUAACGGGAUGUGGGCUCUCCUGCUCGACACCCACCACUACGAAGUCUUCGACAACGGCCAGCUGCAAAUGAGCGUGCAAGAUCAUCAGUCUACUGCCUGUGCCUUCGGCUCCUCCAUGGCGACGAACAACAAGUGGACCAUCGCGGGCGAGUGGUCAGGCGCCAUGACAGAUUGUGCCCAGUGGCUCAACGGCCGUGGUGUCGGUGCUCGCUAUGAUGGCUCGUACCAGGUCAACGGCCAGGGUAGCUCAUACAUUGGGUCUUGUGAUGGCAAGUACUCCGGCACUGUAUCCGGACUUGAUAAAGCCGAUUACGAAAACAUCAAGAACUUCAUCAGCACCCAGAUCUCCGCUUUCGAGAAGGCUGAUGGAUGGAUAUUCUGGACCUGGAAGAACGAGGCUGCUCCUGAGUGGCAUUUCAAGGACCUCAUCGCAGGAGGUCUCGUACCACAACCCUUCUCGUCCGCCAGCGGAUGCUAG